UCCAGACACGCCCACCGCUCCAGACACGCCCACCUCUCCAGUGGGGAAAGGGAGUCCGAGAAGCUCAUAUGUUUUCUCAGCAAUCAGGAAAUUUGAGAACACAGAGUCACCAGACAGCUCACCAGUAAAGACUUCCCAUAGCUCCCAAAUGGUCAAAAGGGAAAUGUUCCCUGAGAAUGCUGCGUCUGGAUGGAAAACACCACUGACUCCAGCUAAAACACAGCCAGUUCCUCAUGCUACUUCUGCAAAACCCUCUGGAAUUGCACCUACAACAUUUGCAAAACAGCCCACAACAAAGACAUCUAUAACACAAAAACCUGUGGUUAAAACACCUGCAGCACAAACGCCUGCUGUUAAGGAACUUGCAGAAACAGCCAGACCUACAUUACCUCAAGUAAAAACACCAGCAGAAAGGGUACCUGUAGCAGAAACACCUGCAGCUAAAACACCUCAAGUAAAAACACCAGCAGAAAAGGUACCUCUAGCAGAAACACCUGCAGCUAAAACACCUCAAGUAAAAACACCAGCAGAAAAGGUACCUCUAGCAGAAACACCUGCAGCUAAAACACCUCAAGUAAAAACACAAGCAGAAAAGGUACCUGUAGCAGAAACAGCUGCAGCUAAAACACCUGAAGUAAAAACACCAGCAGAAAAGGUACCUGUAGCAGAGACACCUGCAGCUAAAACACCUGAAGUAAAAACACCAGCAGAAAAGGUACCUGUAGCAGAAACACCUGCAGUUAAAACACAUCAAGUAAAAACACCAGCAGAAAAGGUACCUGUAGCAGAAACACCUGCAGUUAAAACACCUCAAGUAAAAACACCAGCAGAAAAGGUACCUGUAGCAGAAACACCUGCAGUUAAAACAGCUGUACCAAAGAUACCUGUAACAGAAACACCAGCUGUUCCUGAACCUGAAGUAAAAACACCUGCACCACCUGCGGUAAAUUUAUUACCUGAAACCUCAGAACCCCGAGCAGCACCUCAGAUUGUUCUAGAACCUGCAGCUUCAAGGACAACCAGCAGCAAACCUCAGCUAAUCGGUGCCAGUAACCCGCUGUGUUCGUUCUGCAUGAAGCCUGUGGAUGGCCGUGUGAAGAUAACCAUCACCGAUCCGCUCAUCUGCUGCCACCAAGACUGCUUCAAGUGUGCUACAUGUUCUGUGCCGCUGGGUGAUCUGGUCUUCGCGAUGUUUCACCAUAAAGGAAAGAUUCACUGUGAGAAGUGCUUCAGUGCCAUCUUCUCCCACAGCUAACUCAUCACCAUGGCAACCCCCUGCUACAUGUCACAGCCUAUAACUCAUUGUUCAUCUCAUAAUGUUGUUAAAGCAACUCAAGAUGCCAUUUAAUUACGAUAAAGAGUUUCAUGACUACUGUGUGUAAUCUGUCAUUUAUUAUACUGUGUGUAAUCUGACAUCAACUAAUGCAUUAGCUGCCCUGGAGAAAAUCCCUUUACCUGCAUUAAAUAUUUAUAACAAUGUAUGUUUAUUUAAUGAAUGAUCAUGGGCUUGUGGGUUAAGGGUCAGAGGAAAACACUACUUAUUCCUGUGGGGGCUUAUUUUAAAAAAUAAGUUUUCUGACCAGGAAUAUGUGUGUGUGUGUGUGUGUCUGUGUG
This is a messenger RNA of Electrophorus electricus (electric eel), 1614 nucleotides long. RefSeq lists its product as uncharacterized. The record is from RefSeq and is a predicted model, not a curated record. NCBI's taxonomy places the organism in Eukaryota, Metazoa, Chordata, Actinopteri, Gymnotiformes, Gymnotidae.